GGUGCCGGGCAGCAGGCGGGCUGGCAGUCAGCUGCCCCGGCCGUCGCCUACCUCCCCGCCCCCCGGCUUCCUGCGGAGGCCGCGGUCGCCAUGUUGUUGUGGGGCUGAGGCGGCGUCACGGAGCCCGAGCGGCCGUGACAGGCUGCGCAACAGGUUCGCUGUCUGCGGCCUGGCGACGAGCGGGGCGGCGGCGGGGCUGCCGAGCAGGGUUUGCCGGCGACCGCCCGCGCCUGCCCUGCUGGGGCCACGGGGCACGGGGUCGCGCAGUGACGUGCGGGAGGCGCGGCGGGGCCGCCAGAUGGCUGAGAGCUAGGAAGGAAAAUUUAGGACCAUGAUGGCUCAGUUUCCCACAGCUCUGAAUGGGGGACCAAACAUGUGGGCUAUAACUUCUGAAGAACGGACUAAGCAUGACAAGCAGUUUGAUAACCUCAAACCCUCAGGAGGUUACAUAACAGGUGAUCAAGCACGUACCUUUUUCUUACAAUCAGGCCUGCCUGCUCCUGUUUUAGCUGAAAUAUGGGCUUUAUCAGACCUGAACAAGGAUGGGAAGAUGGAUCAGCAAGAAUUCUCCAUAGCUAUGAAACUCAUCAAACUAAAGCUUCAAGGCCAACAGUUGCCCAUGGUUCUCCCCCCUAUUAUGAAACAGCCUCCUAUGUUCUCUCCAUUAAUUUCUGCUCGUUUUGGAAUGGGAAGCAUGCCCAACCUGUCCAUUCCUCAGUCAUUGCCUCCAGUCACUCCUAUGGCAACACCCUUGUCCUCGGCAGCGUCAGGGACCGCCCUCCCUCCCCUGAUGAUGCCUGCUUCCCUGGUGCCUUCUGUGAGCACAUCAUCAUUACCAAAUGGAGCUGCCGGGCUCAUCCAGCCCUUACCCAUUCCUUUCUCUUCUUCAACAUUACCUCAUACGUCAUCCUACAGUCUGAUGAUAGGAGGAUUUGGUGGUGCUAGUAUACAGAAAGCCCAGUCUCUGAUUGAUUUAGGAUCUAGUAGCUCAACUUCCUCAACUGCUUCACUCUCAGGGGACUCGCCCAAGACUGGGACCUCAGAAUGGGCAGUUCCUCAGCCUUCAAGAUUAAAAUAUCGGCAAAAAUUUAAUAGUCUUGACAAAAGCAUGAGUGGAUACCUCUCAGGUUUUCAAGCUAGAAAUGCCCUUCUUCAGUCAAACCUUUCUCAAACUCAGCUAGCUACUAUUUGGACUCUGGCUGACAUUGAUGGUGAUGGACAACUAAAAGCUGAAGAGUUUAUCCUUGCAAUGCACCUCACUGACAUGGCCAAAGCUGGACAGCCAUUGCCACUGACUUUACCUCCAGAGUUUGUGCCUCCGUCUUUCAGAGGAGGAAAGCAAAUUGAUUCCCUUAAUGGAACUCUGCCUUCAUAUCAGAAAAUACAAGAAGAGGAACCUCAGAAAAAACUACCAGUUACUUUUGAGGACAAGAGGAAAGCCAACUAUGAGCGAGGGAACAUGGAGCUGGAGAAGCGGCGCCAAGCCCUGAUGGAGCAGCAGCAGAGGGAGGCGGAACGCAAAGCCCAGAAAGAAAAGGAAGAGUGGGAACGCAAACAGAGAGAGUUCCAGGAACAAGAGUGGAAGAAACAACUUGAACUAGAGAAGCGCUUGGAAAAGCAGAGGGAGCUCGAGAGACAGAAGGAGGAAGAAAGGAGAAAAGAGAUUGAGAGACGAGAGGCAGCAAAACAGGAACUUGAAAGACAACGUCGUUUAGAAUGGGAAAGGAUUCGUCGACAGGAGCUUCUCAACCAGAGGAAUAGAGAACAGGAAGAAAUUGUCAGGUUAAACUCUAAAAAGAAGAGUCUUCAUCUUGAGUUGGAAGCCCUGAAUGGCAAGCAUCAGCAGAUCUCAGGCAGACUUCAGGAUGUCCGACUCAGAAAGCAAACUCAAAAGACUGAGCUGGAAGUUUUAGAUAAGCAGUGUGACCUGGAAAUUAUGGAAAUCAAGCAACUUCAACAAGAACUUCAGGAAUAUCAAAAUAAGCUCAUCUAUUUGGUACCAGAGAAGCAAUUAUUAAAUGAAAGAAUUAAAAACAUGCAACUCAGUAACACAUCUGAUUUAGGUAUCAGUUUACUUCAUAAAAAAUCAUUAGAAAAGGAAGAAUUAUGCCAAAGACUUAAAGAACAACUAGAUGCCCUGGAAAAAGAAACUGCAUCUAAGCUGUCUGAAAUGGAUUCAUUUAACAAUCAACUGAAGUGUGGGAAUAUGGAUGACUCUGUUCUUCAGUGCCUUUUGUCUCUGCUAAGCUGUCUCAACAACCUCUUCCUCUUACUUAAGGAACUGAGAGAAAGCUACAAUACACAGCAGUUAGCCCUUGAGCAACUUCAUAAGAUCAAACGUGACAAGUUGAGGGAAAUUGAAAGAAAAAGAUCAGAGCUAAUACAGAAAAAGAAAUUGGAAGACGAGGCUGCAAGGAAAGCAAAGCAAGGAAAAGAAAACUUAUGGAGAGAAAGUCUUAAAAAGGAGGAAGAAGAAAAACAAAAGCGACUCCAGGAAGAAAAAGCACAAGAAAAGGUUGAAGAAGAGGAUCGGAAAGCCAAGGAGAAACAAUGUGAGCCAGCUGGUGCUUUGGUGAAUUACAGAGCAUUAUAUCACUUUGAAGCAAGGAACCACGAUGAAAUGAGUUUUAAUUCUGGGGAUAUAAUACAGGUUGAUGAAAAAACCAUAGGAGAACCUGGUUGGCUUUAUGGUAGUUUUCAAGGAAAUUUUGGCUGGUUUCCAUGCAAUUAUGUAGAAAAAAUGCCAUCAAGUGAAAAAUCUGUGUCUCCUAAGAAGGCCUUACUUCCUCCUACAGUAACUUUAUCUGCUACCUCAACUUCUGAAUCACUUUCAUCAAAUCAACCAGCAUCAGUGACUAAUUAUCAAAACGUAUCUUUUUCAAACUUAACUGUUAAUACAUCAUGGCAGAAAAAAUCAGCUUUUACCCGCACUGUCUCCCCUGGAUCCGUAUCACCUAUUCAUGGACAGGGACAGGUUGUAGAAAACUUAAAAGCACAGGCCCUUUGUUCCUGGACUGCAAAGAAAGAUAACCACUUGAACUUCUCAAAACAUGAUAUUAUUACUGUCUUGGAGCAGCAAGAAAAUUGGUGGUUUGGGGAAGUACAUGGAGGAAGAGGAUGGUUUCCGAAGUCUUAUGUCAAAAUCAUCCCUGGGAGUGAAGUCAAGCGGGAAGAACCGGAAGCUUUGUAUGCAGCUAUAAACAAAAAACCUACCUCUGCAGCCUAUACCGUUGGAGAAGAGUAUAUUGCACUUUAUCCAUAUUCAAGUGUAGAACCUGGAGAUUUGACUUUCACUGAAGGUGAAGAAAUACUGGUGACCCAGAAAGAUGGAGAAUGGUGGACAGGAAGUAUUGGAGAUAGAACGGGAAUUUUUCCAUCAAAUUAUGUCAAACCAAAAGAUCAAGAGAGUUUUGGGAGUGCUAGCAAAUCUGGAACAUCAAACAAGAAACCUGAGAUUGCUCAAGUUACUUCAGCAUAUGUGGCUUCUGGUUCUGAACAACUUAGCCUUGCACCAGGACAGUUAAUAUUAAUUUUGAAGAAAAAUUCAAGUGGGUGGUGGCAAGGGGAGUUACAGGCCAGAGGGAAAAAACGACAAAAAGGAUGGUUUCCUGCCAGUCAUGUUAAACUUUUGGGUCCAAGUAGUGAAAGAACUACACCUGCCUUUCAUCCUGUGUGCCAGGUGAUUGCUAUGUAUGACUAUAUAGCAAAUAAUGAGGAUGAGCUAAAUUUCUCCAAGGGACAACUUAUUAAUGUUUUGAACAAAGACGAUCCUGACUGGUGGCAAGGAGAAAUACACGGGGUGACGGGUCUCUUUCCUUCAAACUAUGUUAAGAUGACGACAGACGCAGAUCCAAGUCAACAGUGACCCAAUGUUGUCUUCCAGUGUGAAAGCACCCCAGAGACCCACUAUCCAAGUUUGACUCUAGCGUGGAGGCAGGGCAGGCAGCCCUGAUCAAAUAUCUCCUACACAAUUCAUUAACUUCGUUUGAAUGUUAGAGCCACUUGUGAUUAUUUCUUUGUGUUUCUAAUUUACAGUUAAAAUUUAUUUGUAACAAGUUAAAGGAUAGUGGGUCUUUGUGUGGCUUUCCCUGCUGUUCACUCUGGCAUCCUUUAGCAUUUUUCUUCUUUUUUAAUUUGGUAAUUGUAGGUCAUUAGCAUGCAUAUUGAGUUUGCCCUCACAUGGUGGGAGUUCAAACACACAAAGACCCACUAUUUGCACAAACUGUUCUCGCUGGUUUGGAAUGGGCUGCCAUGCUUUACUAAUGUUACUGCAACACGUAUAGUCGUUACAGAGUUCAGAUAAAAUUUGCGUAUGUUUGCUAUUAUGUUUGAUCGAAUCCUAAUCACAGUGAGCUUUUAAUUGGUUUAAUAUGUGAUUUGUCCCCAAAAAAUGCACUGUUUACUCUCCUAGUUUCUCAUAUGCCAGUAUUUAAAUAUAUUUAAAGGCCAAGAACUGGAAAUAACCUUUUCUCUAUUUUCUGUGUAUUUCGGGGUGGGAGCAGUACACUUUGGGUAGCUUUUCUUAUCUCAUUGAAGAGGAAGGCAAUCUGCCACAGCAGUACGUGCACAGUGGGACGUGUUUCAUGUUUUAGCUGCCCGAGAAUGAGCAGCGUACUGUGGUAGUUCUCCCAGGAUCUGUGGGCUCAGGGCUAAUGAAGAGACUAUAUCUCAUGCUGCAGCAGUUAGUUGUUACAUCUGUACUGAUGACCUAAACAUGAAUUAUUUCUCAGGAAUGAAAGUCUCCCAUUGUUGACUGUGAGAUAUGAAACCUUCCCUAGCUAGAUAGAAUAUUCGUAUCUAUAACAUAUUUUAAAGUCAAAAUCCAUAUUAUCUAUUUUAAUUAGGUGACUAAAUUCCCCAGGUCACAAAAGGACACUGGUUGACAUUCUUCUUAAUAUAUUUAGUAAAAAUCAUAAGGAAUCCUUGCAGGGUUUUGAAUGCCUCUGAAGCAGGCAUACAGGCUCUGUCUAGUCAAGAAUGAAUUUGAGUUAAGGAGAGAUGUGUGAGUGCUGGCAUUCCUGCUGUAUGUCCUUGAAGCUGCUUUGAGGUUAGAAGAUUGAUUUUACUACCAGAAUUCGCUAACUAAUAUCUGCUCUUGAACCAUAUUGGCUACUUUGGCAUGGAACUUUACUUCUUUUCCUUGAAUGAAAACACUUUAAAGAUAAAAAUUAUUAUAAACUAAUAAAUGAGAAUACUUAGCUGAAACAAAAAGGGGUUUUAGUAGACAGUAUUAAAUUGUAUUUGAAAAUCAAUGAAGUGUAUGCAAUUUAAAAUGUUUACAGAUUGCAGUGCAAUCUACUGUUUAUGAAUGUCAAAGUAUUAUCAGGAAAAGUGUCCAUACAAUCAGAGUCUUAUUUCCUCACAGAGUUCUUUGAGGAGAGAGAAAUAUGUUUUUAUAUCUCUGAGUUUAGGUUAGAGGCAUAUUUUGUGCAAUAUUUAUGUUAAUGUGCCUAUACAUUAUGAAUGAAUAAUUUAGUCAUAUAUUGCCUAAAUCAUUUACAGCACUUGAGAAUCAACAGUUUAGCUAGAAUUUCACAAAUUUUAAAUGUCUGUUCCACAACACUUCACAUUAUUGGAAUGUAUGGUGAUUGUAUGUGUGCUCCCUGGAGUAGGGAUUUCUAGUUAGACAACCUCAGUUUUUAUCAUUUGAUGUUAUCAUGAUACUUUUAUAAAGUAUGACAUUAAUAGGAAAGCAAUAAUACACUUCACAGGUAGAAUAACAGAUUUGCCUGUAGUCAUGACAGGAGACAAUGCAAAGACUGAGUCCUUGUGAAUUCAGCUGAUCUUCCAAAUUGUACAGAUUACUUGAUCUUGCCUUUUAUUUUCUGAGCUUACUGCUUUUUCCCUCUUUAGUUGGGUUCAGAUUAAUCACAGUUACUUUACAUUUUAAACCCUGAGGUUAGAAAUCAAAACACUGUUAAUUAACCACACAACUUGACAUAACAUUUUCUCUCUAUAAUUUUUAAUUUGGGCUUGUCUAAUACACUGAUAAAUUAUUUCAAAGGUAUUUUUAUAAUUCAGAUAUCUUCACUUUUACACGGAUAAAAUAGAUUAUUAAGAAUGCCAUCCAGGUAGUGCUUAGCAUCUGCUAUCAAUUUGAAAAUAAUGUAUUCAUCAGGUACCUAUGGACUACAUCACAUUAUGGCAUAUUUAAGCUGAAUGUUUGGAAAAUAAAUUUACUGUAUUUACUGAACUGUCACUUCUUGGUGUAGGUAUUUUGCCAUAUAUUUGAGAGAAAGCUGAAAGUAAAGGAAAUUAUAUAACAUACAAUAAUAAUUAAGUCCUCUUAAAAAUGCAUGCACUUAGUCCUUUGCAGUACCUCACAGUCAGCCAUGUAUUUGCACUUGUCCUCACUCUGUGUAAGAGGCAUCUUUUAAUUUGCUUAGAAUGCAACAUUUGAAGGAGUUUAUCAGAAAAGUAGAAUUUAAAAAUGGGAAUAAACCAACCCCACAGAGGUAAAGAAUCAAAAUACCUAUUUAUUUAAAGAUUGCAGUAUGUGAUAAUAAUUUCUAAAGUAUGUUAUUAAAGGUAAUGGAUCUUCCAGCAAUGAAAAAAUCAGUCCUAAAACCAAGGCUGAUUUUUCAGAAAAUUUAAAUCAACUUCACAGUUGUAUAGUUUCCUAUACAACUUUAUUUUAAAGAAUCAUUUUAAAACAAUACAUUUUUUUAAUGUAACUGCUGUUGUUUUAAAAUAAAAUAUGAAUUCUGAUAGUUUAACAUAAAGACACUGGGGGAAGGGAAAGUAGAGAAAGAAAUGCCAGUUCCAGUCCAAAGCUUUAUUUGCCAAGUUGUCUUAGAAUAAAUUUUACCAAGUUACGAAGUCUUGUAAAUAGAAUCUGUAAUGGAAAUGCUGAGAGACUUUUGUCUAAAGUGGCAUUUUUGGACGCUGCUGUGAUGCUACUGUAAUGUAUAAAUUAUUAAAUUGUUGCAAAGUGCUGUUUUUUGCCUUAAAUUUUUAUUUUGUGUGUCUUGAAAAUAGUAUUAAAGGUAUGGAGAUUGUGCAAAUGCUGGGCACGCUUGGCAUGAGGUAAUCCAUUUUUAUUUUUACAAAAUUGUAAUAUAACUAUGCAAGUGUGUUUAUUAAAAGGACACAAACUACA
Molecule: messenger RNA, 7099 nt
Organism: Manis pentadactyla (Chinese pangolin)
Lineage: Eukaryota; Metazoa; Chordata; Mammalia; Pholidota; Manidae
Gene: ITSN2
Product: intersectin 2
Exons: 30
Coding region: 332-3865 (1177 amino acids)
Biological process (GO): endosomal transport; positive regulation of Rho protein signal transduction; clathrin-dependent synaptic vesicle endocytosis
Cellular component (GO): cytoplasm; clathrin-coated pit; plasma membrane
Molecular function (GO): guanyl-nucleotide exchange factor activity; molecular adaptor activity; protein binding
Source: RefSeq, a predicted model, not a curated record